This is a messenger RNA of Carlito syrichta (Philippine tarsier), 3050 nucleotides long. It is a transcript of the gene DPP3, whose product is annotated as dipeptidyl peptidase 3. NCBI's taxonomy places the organism in Eukaryota, Metazoa, Chordata, Mammalia, Primates, Tarsiidae. Gene Ontology annotation, cellular component: cytoplasm. Gene Ontology annotation, molecular function: dipeptidyl-peptidase activity; metalloexopeptidase activity. The record is from RefSeq and is a predicted model, not a curated record. The coding region runs from base 366 to 2639 and encodes 757 amino acids. The transcript is spliced from 18 exons. Gene Ontology annotation, biological process: proteolysis.
AUUACUCCCAUCGUGCAGGUUCCUGCCUGCAAAACUGAGGUCGGGGGACUCCGGGAUGAAAUCCCAAAGGAGAGCAGGAUCGGAACCGGGAGAGGGAGGUCCUCUGGUAUUCGGUCCGUGACCUUGUCAGUCCCGUCUGCCCAGACUAGGCCGCGGCCCGGCCGGGCGCUGACGUUCCAGAUCCCCUCGGACAAAAGGCCGAGGCCGUGGUACCAAUCCACGCAGCACCCCGUAGCGCCCGGGGGCGGGAGCCGGCGAGCCGGAGAGACUCGCCUCGGCUCGCCUAUUGGCUGGGCCCGACGCCCAUCCGGACUCCGGUGCCAGACGAUUGGCCAAAGGGGGCGGGGCUCGCAGAGCCCCAAUGAAUGGGGGAGCCGGAAGCAGGAAGUGAGUUUGCGAACAGAGCAGCUGCUGCAGCAGGGCCCAUGGCGGACACCCAGUACAUCCUGCCCAAUGACAUCGGCGUGUCUAGCCUGGACUGCCGCGAAGCCUUCCGCCUGCUGUCACCCACAGAGCGCCUCUAUGCCCACCACCUGUCGCGGGCCGCCUGGUACGGAGGCCUGGCCGUGCUGCUGCAGACCUCCCCUGAGGCUCCCUACAUCUAUGCCCUGCUUAGCCGCCUCUUCCGCGCCCAGGACCCUGACCAACUGCGCCAACAUGCCCUGGCCGAGGGCCUCACCGAGGAGGAGUAUCAGGCAUUCCUGGUCUAUGCCGCGGGUGUCUACUCCAACAUGGGCAACUACAAGUCCUUUGGUGACACCAAGUUUGUCCCCAACCUGCCCAAGGAGAAGCUGGAACAUGUGAUCCUGGGGAGUGAGGCAGCUCAGCAUCACCCAGAAAAAGUCAGGGGCCUCUGGCAGACCUGCGGAGAGCUUAUGUUCUCUCUGGAGCCACGGCUGCGACACCUCGGGCUGGGGAAGGAGGGAAUCACUACCUAUUUCUCCGGGGAUUGUACCAUGGAAGAUGCCAAACUGGCCCAAGACUUUCUGGACUCACAGAACCUCAGUGCCUACAACACACGACUCUUCAAGGAGGUUGACCAGGAAGGGAAGCCCCGCUACGAGGUGCGGCUGGCUUCCGUGCUCGGCACAGAGCCUACUCUGGACUCUGAAGUGACUUCCAAGCUGAAGAGCUAUGAAUUCCGGGGGAGCCAGUUCCAGGUGACCCGGGGAGACUAUGCUCCCAUCCUCCAGAAAGUGGUUGAGCAACUGGAGAAAGCCAAGGCAUAUGCAGCCAACAGCCACCAGGAGCAGAUGCUGGCUCAGUACAUAGACAGCUUCACCCAGGGCUCUAUCGAGGCCCACAAGAGGGGCUCCCGCUUCUGGAUCCAGGACAAGGGGCCCAUCGUGGAGAGCUACAUUGGGUUCAUUGAGAGUUACCGUGACCCCUUUGGUUCCCGGGGAGAAUUUGAAGGCUUCGUGGCCAUGGUGAACAAGGCCAUGAGUGCCAAGUUCGAGCGACUGGUGGCAAGUGCAGAACAGCUGCUGAAGGAGCUGCCCUGGCCCCCAGCCUUCGAGAAGGACAAGUUCCUCACCCCCGACUUCACUUCUCUGGAUGUCCUCACCUUCGCUGGCUCCGGCAUCCCUGCUGGCAUCAACAUCCCCAACUAUGACGACCUGAGGCAGACGGAAGGCUUUAAGAAUGUGUCUCUGGGGAACGUGCUGGCUGUGGCCUACGCCACGCAGCGGGAGAAGCUUACCUUCCUGGAGGAGGAUGACAAGGACCUGUAUAUCCGCUGGAAGGGGCCCUCCUUUGACGUGCAGGUGGGGCUGCACGAGCUUUUGGGUCACGGCAGCGGCAAGCUCUUUGUGCAGGAUGAGAAAGGAGCAUUCAACUUUGACCAGGAGGCAGUGAUCAACCCAGAGACGGGGGAGCAGAUCCAGAGCUGGUACCGCAGCGGGGAGACCUGGGACAGCAAAUUCAGCACCAUCGCCUCCAGCUACGAAGAGUGCCGGGCUGAGAGCGUGGGCCUCUACCUCUGUCUCCACCCCCAAGUGCUAGAGAUCUUUGGCUUCGAGGGGGCUGAUGCAGAAGAUGUGAUUUAUGUGAACUGGCUCAACAUGGUUCGGGCUGGGCUGCUCGCUCUGGAGUUCUACACACCUGAGGCCUCCAACUGGCGACAGGCCCACAUGCAGGCCCGGUUUGUGAUCCUGAGGGUCUUGUUGGAGGCUGGCGAGGGUCUCGUUACCGUCACUCCCACCACAGGCUCCGAUGGGCGCCCAGAUGCCCGGGUCCGUCUUGACCGCAGCAAGAUCCGGUCCGUGGGCAGGCCCGCCCUGGAGCGAUUCCUACGGAGACUCCAGGUACUGAAGUCCACAGGGGAUGUGGCCGGAGGACGGGCUCUGUAUGAGGGAUACGCGGCGGUCACUGAUGCGCCCCCCGAGUGCUUCCUUACCCUCAGGGACACAGUGCUGCUACGCAAGGAAUCUCGGAAGCUCAUCGUUCAGCCCAACACUCGCCUUGAAGGCUCAGAAGUGCAGCUUCUGGAAUAUGAGGCCUCAGCUGCUGGCCUCAUUCGAUCCUUCUCCGAGCGCUUUCCAGAGGACGGGCCUGAGUUGGAGGCAGUCCUCACCCAGCUGGCCACAGCUGAUGCCCGAUUCUGGAAUGGCCCCUGUGAGGCCCCAUCUGACCAGGCCUAAGGAAGAUUUGUGCAGCCCCUCCCCCACUCCAUCAAACCAAGGCUGCCAGUGACCCUCCAUUUGUGUGUGUAUUUAGAGGCUAGAUGAAGGGGAGGAGGCAAGAGCUCAGACCUUGGUACUACCUCAGCUGAGGGUGGUGACACUAAUCCCUCCUAUUUGCCAGCACUUUCCAAUUUACCAAGUGCUUUCCCUCUGUUAUCUCAUUUGAUCUGCACUGCCCUCUGGAGUGGGCAAGACAGGGCUCACUAUCCUGUUUCCUAGAUCGGGAAACAGUAGUUCUGAGAAGUGAUUGGUCUAUAUCCUCGCAGGUAGUACGCAAUGGCCAGGGCUCAAAAUGUUCUCACCAAAUCCAAUGCUCUUCACAUAUUACUUUUAUAACCAGAAAAAUAAAUAUUAGAAACAACCACCAUC